AUGCUUCUGAUCAACCCUCGAAGCCGACGAUUCAUCAUCCUGGUCCUCCUCGUCGCAACGUUGACUCUCCUACUCCUAGUUGUAGACGGGCCAAGAGCGUACUUUGAAAAACACUUUACGAACCACAAAGACCCCAACGAGCCGCCCCAUCCCGAAUACCUCCCCGAGCCGACGUGGCUGCCACCCGCAGUUCAAGAUCCCUUUCCGGCGCUCGCGACUUCGACUCCCCCACCGAUCCCCAAGUGGAACGUCCCGAAAAAGAAACUGCACAAGAAAUAUGGCAUCGAGUACGCGCCGCCGUUGCUGAUCGGCUUCACGCGAUCAUGGCCGAUGCUGCUCCAGGCCGUUGUCUCGUACAUCACGGCUGGAUGGCCGGCCGAGCAGAUCUACGUUGUUGAGAAUACGGGCGUGCAGCGUGCCAACUUGGAAGGAAAGUUGACGCUUCAGAACCCAUACUACAUCAACUACGAGCAACUCAAAAAGCUCGGGGUUAAUGUUAUCAGGACGCCCGUCUUGAUGAACUUUGCACAGCUGCAAAACUACUACAUCCACCUCUCCCACGAGCAUGACUGGCCUUACUACUUCUGGUCACAUAUGGAUGUCCUCGCCUUGUCCUACGAAAGCGGCCAAAAGGGAGUCACUCCGUGGGCUUCCGACCCCAAAUACAAGACGGUCUACGAGCUGUGCCUUACCGAGCUCAACUAUACGCUCCACACGGAAACGCGGUGGGCCAACGUCUUCUUCGCCUACGACCACCUCGCACUAGUGAACCGCGAGGCAUACGAAGACGUCGGCGGAUGGGACACGUUUAUUCCGUAUUACAUGACGGACUGCGACAUGCACUCCCGGCUGAACAUGGCCAAAUGGAGGCAGCGAGAUGCCAAGGCCGGCAUCAUCACCGACGUGAGCACCGUCCUCGACGACCUCGGCGCUCUGUACCGCAACACUUCGAUCGUCCCGCGAUUCACCGACCCAAACCCCCCGCCGCCGAAGCCGGACGACGGGAAAGCCAAGCGCGAUGUCACCCCGCGCGACGAGGGAGAAGCCCUCAAGUACUGGCGCAGCCUGUCGAAGAUUGCCGAGGAGAUGUCGCACUACAAGCACGGCGACCGGGAGCGCAACGUGUGGCAGGUAGGUCAGAAGGGCGGCCGGGGCGAGCCGUUUUACUACCCCGCGACGGGCAUCGAGCAGGCGAUUGAUAUCCUGACCGAGGCCGGGCGCGAGAUCUUCCGCAAGAAAUGGGGGCAUCGGGACUGCGAGCUGAUCCGUGGCGGUGGGUUGCAGGCCGACGACAUGUGGCGGGUGAAACAGGACUGGCGGGACUAG
This is a messenger RNA of Ilyonectria robusta, 1326 nucleotides long. RefSeq lists its product as uncharacterized. The coding region runs from base 1 to 1326 and encodes 441 amino acids. The transcript has a single exon. Lineage: Eukaryota; Fungi; Ascomycota; Sordariomycetes; Hypocreales; Nectriaceae. The record is from RefSeq and is a predicted model, not a curated record.